GCAACAACUGUCACUGGCCGAGGGAUUUACUGUAGCCGAAGCUGUCGAUGUAAUUGAAAACUUUGUUGAUGACGGGAAUCUCGACACCUCAGACGUUGACAUCUUUAUUGCCCCCCCAGAAAAUGAUAUCCUCACUGAUGAAGACUCUGGUCCAGAAGACGAAGGUGGAACUGUCCGAAUCAACAGAUUGCCAAAAGACUGCCCUCUUUCAUCAAAAAAAGAUAUGCAAAAUGAAUCUCGAGGAAGCUUUCAAUGUAAAAUAGAAAAAGAAGAUGGCAUAUUUGUCGCUCGCUGGAAAGACAAUAGUGUUGUUACAGUCGCAUCGACAUCAUAUGGUAUUGAGCCUAUUGCUAGUGUGAAGCGCUUCUCUCAGUCAGAAAAGAAAUAUCUCCACAUUCAACAACCCUUUGUGAUAAAACAGUAUAAUCACCACAUGGGAGGGACGGACCUUAUGGAUGAGGACAUAAGCACCACAGAAUUGGGAUCAGGGGAAAGAAGUGGUGGUGGCCUUUGUUUACAUGGCUUAUAG
Molecule: messenger RNA, 529 nt
Organism: Homalodisca vitripennis (glassy-winged sharpshooter)
Lineage: Eukaryota; Metazoa; Arthropoda; Insecta; Hemiptera; Cicadellidae
Product: piggyBac transposable element-derived protein 3-like
Exons: 2
Molecular function (GO): sequence-specific DNA binding
Source: RefSeq, a predicted model, not a curated record